AUGAUUGAUAAUUAUAAUAUUGAAUAAGGAGAUUAAUCUUAAUACUUGAGAAAUUGUGAUAGUUCAAAUGGAUAUGAAAUCAAUGGAUAAAUUCAAUAAGAUCAUUUUUUUUCAUUAUAUAAUAAAGCUAUAGAAAAAUAACAAAAAAUUAAUCAAAAAUAAGAAGAGAAGAAUGAAGAAAUCAAAUAAUAAUCUAAUAAAAUAAAGAUUGAUUAUAAUUCAUAAAAGAUCUUGUUAAAGAAAUUAGAAACACAUAUUAAUACAAUACUUAAUCGACAUUAGAUCGAUGAAUAAUUGGAUUAUGAAAGAUUUUGCAACGUAUUAGUUGAUUUAGGAAUAUCUACAAAAAAUGAUCAUAUGUCAAUAGAUUUAUGGAAAUUAUUAACUUUAGGAUUAGAUUUAGAUAGUGUAUUUGUUGGAUUUUUAUUUAAUAUUCUAGUAAUAUUAUUGGAAAAAUAAUUAAUAUAAAGUUAAUCCAUUAUAUUAUUAACAGAUGUUAUUAAUGUUGAGUUAGAGGAUUAGGAUAUACCAAGAUAAGUGAUAAAUUUUGAAGAAUUAGAAGAAUUGAUGUUUAGAUUGACUAAUAAAUUCAAAUUAUUAAAUGUUAAAUUUAUUGAUGGAUCUAGAGGAUAAUCAUCUUAAAAAAAAGAGAAUUAACUUUGCAAUAAUAUUUAAACUAAUGUAAAAAAAAGACAAAUACAGGAUACUCAAAUUACAGAUACAAUAAAUAGAUUUGAAAUACUUUAUGAGCAUUCUAAAGUAUUAUAAGAAAAGAAAAGGAAAUUAGAAUCAUAUAUAUAAGAUGAUCCAGAGUGUCUAUUUAAACCUUAAUUAACUUCAAAUUAAACAAAAAGAUUAGAUAAUGUAAGUACAUUUAAUAGAUUGUAUCAAAAUGCAGAAUCUAUGAAAAUACAUAAACAAAAAUUAAAAGAAAAUUUGAAUAGAUAAAGGGAAGAAGAGGAAUUGAUGGAAUGUACUUUCAAACCAAAGUUAACAAAUAAAUAAAGAUAUUCAUUUAAACCUGUUAGAGGUGAGUCUGCAAUAAUAGAAAGAAUGAAUAAGGCAAGGUAAAUGAAAUAUGAGAAAGAAAAUUUCUAUGAUAUGGAAUAAACAAAUAUUCAAAAUAGACCUCAUUAAACAGUUCCAGAACCUUUUGAUUUGAGUAAAAGAAUAUCUAAUUCUAAGAGUAUGUUAUUGAAUGUUGAAAUAAGAAUCUCAAAAAAUAGAAAGGCAAAAAUUUGUAUUAGAGAAGGAGAUGAUAUAGAAUAAGUAAUUAAAGGAUUUGCUAAGGCUCAUCAAUUAAAUUAAGAUUAGCAAAAUGUAUUAAAAGAAAAUAUAGAAUAAUACAUUAAUUGA
This is a messenger RNA of Paramecium pentaurelia, 1356 nucleotides long. The record is from the annotation of a GenBank genome assembly. Lineage: Eukaryota; Ciliophora; Oligohymenophorea; Peniculida; Parameciidae.